Oreochromis niloticus (Nile tilapia) is the source of this 2966-nucleotide messenger RNA. RefSeq names its product LHFPL tetraspan subfamily member 2a protein. NCBI's taxonomy places the organism in Eukaryota, Metazoa, Chordata, Actinopteri, Cichliformes, Cichlidae. The record is from RefSeq and is a predicted model, not a curated record. The coding region runs from base 458 to 1117 and encodes 219 amino acids. The transcript is spliced from 4 exons. Gene Ontology annotation, cellular component: membrane.
GUUAGUGGGAGGGAGAAGGAGAGAGUCCCGAAGAAAGGAGUGAAUGAGUGCUUGGAAAGCUGGGCUGCCCCGGGAAACGAAGCAGUGUUUCAAAACUUCUCCGCUUUUCGACUUCGUGGUGAAAAUACAAGCUGUGCUUCUAGUGAAUGCAGGAAAUAUCGCUUGCUGUUCAGGCGGUAUCAUGACUAAAGGAAGCUGAUUUGGUGCACUGUCGCCAUUUGGGAUGUCUGAAGCCAAACAUUACCUCAAAGAGGAAGAAGGCAAAGAAGAGGUGAGAGAAGGGACAACAUCUGCUCUGAGAGGAUAAGAUCAGCAGCCCAUCUGGAUCUGCGCAGGGAACCUAACGGACCUUUCUCUUUCUAAGGAAGGGAAGUAAAACUCUCCAAUAGCUUAAAGGGCUUCAAGAAUUUUUAUUAAGUUUUUCAUCAUUGUUUUUUACCUUCUCUGAGCUAAAGCCAUGUGCCAUGUUAUUGUAACAUGCCGUUCCAUGCUGUGGACCCUACUCAGCAUUGUAGUGGCGUUUGCUGAGCUCAUCGCAUUCAUGAGCCCGGACUGGUUGCUGGGAUCGCCUCGGAAUGACACCAGCGGGAUCAGGGCAGGAGUGGACUCCGGAUACCGGCCGUCUCUCGGCCUUUACAACCGCUGCCUUCGUAUUGGGACCCCGCAGGUGAACUGUGGGCCCUAUGCCACGACAUUUGGAGAAGUGGCCAGCGGUUUCUGGCAGGCUGCCAUGUUGUUUCUGGCAGCGGGGACAUUAGUGCUUGGGUGUGUGGCCUUUAUCUCCAUCUUCAGCCUGUGUUUUCAGAGCAUCCUGAAGAAGAGCAUAUUCAACAUCUGUGGACUGCUUCAGGCUGUUGCAGGCCUGUUACUGAUGGUCGGCCUCAUGCUGUACCCUGCUGGUUGGGGUUCAGAUAAGGUGAAGUUCUACUGUGGCCCCGAUGCGUUGCCGUUUCGACCAUUUAAUUGUUCACUUGGCUGGGCGUUCUACACAGCGAUAGGAGGAUUGCUAGGAACCUUCUUGUGUGCCGUUCUGUCUGCACAGGCCGAGAUCGCUACUUCCAGCGAUAAAGUUCAGGAGGAGAUUGAGGAUGGGAAAAAUCUGAUCUGCCUGCUCUGAGCCUUUAGAAACCCUGGGAAGCUCCAGAAGAUCACCCACGGUGUAAUUUCUCUGAUGUGGACUACAACUUCGUGGAGGGAGGACGGAUGUUUCACUGUGGGAUUUUUCUUUUCCCUCCCUCAUGAUAGUCUGGAUAAAAUCAGCUGAUUGUUGUAAACGGCCUUAAUAACCUCCCCCUGGUUUAUUUUUCUUUCUUUUUUUUUUUUUUGCUCUCUUCUGAUGGAGACUACCUGAUGAGCAGUUGAAAGGGGAAUAAAAUGCUUUCCCCCCUUUUCAGAACUUCAGUUUAAAAACCUCUGGUAAAGCUGCAGAAGGAGGAAUACUUAUAUGCUUUUGAACAAGUUAACUUUUUAUUUUUGCUGGAAUAGCAGGAGGUUAGUCAAAGAAAUUGGAUUGGCAGUGGAUGGGUUUUUAGAUUUAACAUGUUAAACACGGCCAGAAAGCCAGUUUAUUUGUUUUAACCAUCAUUUUGUUCAUUCAUAGGGUUCGAUCACUGACCACUACCAGAUUCAUCCACUCAAACACCCAGCAACAUUCUUGUACAAAUAUUUUAUUAUUGUAUUAAUAUAGCAUAAGGUUCAGUUACCUUUAACAAAAAUGGUUAGUAGACUUGAGCUACUUUUCACUUUCUUACUAUGAGUACAUUUCAGAACCUGUACUUUUUUACUUUUACUUGAGUAAAAAAGUUGCUUUACUUCAACUUUUAUUGGAGUAUUUUUUUUAAACACGGGUAUCUGUACUUCUGCUUAAGUAAAGAAAAUCUGUACUUUUGCCACUUCUGGUGAUAGACAUUAACUCGAGGUUUCUUAAAUGCCUAUGUGCUCUGAUUCUGUGGUAGCAGGACAUUGAGACUCUUUUUAAACGCUUUAAGUUGAAAAUCACCACAGAAGGGAUUUUUAGUUUCAAAGGGAGCUCCUCCUGUUUAACUGAUUGUGUAGCUUAAUAACUGUUUGUGUGUGCGUGUGCAGAAACAAACAAAAGAAAACAGAGCUCUGCCAGAUGUUUCAUUGUGUGUGGCUUCGUGACGGGCUAAAGCAGCGAGAUAAAGCAGGUGGUUUAUCAUGAAAAACCGUAUGACAUGCAGAAAGCCAAAAACACAAGUUCUGGCUUUGUGAAGAUGCCCAAAAGGAAAAGAUAAGGAUUGAAAAAAACCUCCCACUGGCUCAUUACACUUCAUUCCCACUCGUGAGUGAUUUGGACACUUUUGCAAAGCUGAUUAAAGUGGACCUCCAUCGCAGUUUGAUGGUUUUCCAAUUGGAACCUAUUGUAUUUUGCACUUGGCCUUUAAAUCAUUUCACAUUGCUGCAUAUUGUAUUCAUUUCUAAUUCAUCCAUGCUAAAUGUUACUGUAUAUGUUAGGAUUCAUGUGAUGCAGUGCUUUUAUUCAUUGUAGAUGAGAUGUGCAAUAAUUCCAUUAGUGUUGUUUUCUGAGAGCGAGUAGGCAGAAUGAAAGUGAACUUGUGGAUUUACAUCCAAACGCAUUCCUAGUAUGACUGUGAUUAAAUACAUACUGUCUGCUAUUUUUGUUACAUUAACAAAAGCGUAUAAGUGGAACACUGUAUGAGGCUUCAUGUAUGAGAGGGUGAUCUAUCUGAGGACAGAGAACCUGUGCUUAAAUAAAGCAGGACUUCUUUACUCUGUGUUAGAAAUGUGUAAAAUCUGUUUCUACUGUGCCAAGACUUCCUGAUGAAACACUGACCCCUGGAGACGGACGGUGGACAUUAGCUCAUAACAGUGUUAAAAGAGGCUUGUGAGGUAAAUCUGAAGUGAUAUGAGAUGUUUAACAAGUUUAAUUUUUUCUUUUUUUACUGGCAAAUUUUGAAUUUUAUAUUAAAUCCAUUUAUGUUUAA